ACCAUUAUGGGAUUAGCAUGAUUCUAGAAAGUCACGGAUCACAUAUUUUGUAUAUAUACUCUUUGAUAGAGACAAAGCAAUACACAGAGAAUAUCAUUCUCAUAAACCAACAUGGUAUCAAGCCUCCAUCUCUGAUUCUUUUUCUCCUCUCGAUCUUUUCCCUUCUCCCUCCUACUCGCAAGUCAUACUACUCCAACCCUCUCUUCUUCUCAGAUCAAACCCAUGGAUCCUAAAAAUCACCCCGCCAUCACCGUUUCCAAUAUAAAAAAUUUUAUCCCGAUCACCCUUGAAAUGGAAACGAGCCAAUAUGCCUCAUGGGCAGAACUCUUCAAAAUCCAUUGCCGAGCCUUUCAAGUACUUGAACAUCUCUCACCCCGUCAAGUUGACCCACCCGCUGCUGCCGCCAAAGAUGCCGACAAGGAAAAAUCGUCCGACUCCGAUAAGCAAAAAUCAUCCGCCAAGGAUGACGACAUAUGGAAUCGUCUUGAUGCCAUAGUCCUUCAAUGGAUCUAUGGCACCAUUUCACAUGACCUUCUGAGCACAAUUAUCCGCCCCGAUUCCACCGCUUCUUAUGCUUGGACAGCUUUGAAAAGCAUAUUUCAUGACAACCAAACAACUCGUGCCGUUUUGUUGCAAAAGAAAUUUGCUAAUACCAAACUCGACUCUUUCCCGUCAAUGACGGCCUAUUGUCAAGAGGUGAAAAUGCUUUCGGACCAAUUGGCCAAUGUCGGUUCACCGGUCAACGAACAAACCCUCGUCAUUCAACUUCUCUCCGGGCUUAAUGAAGCCUAUGGAAGCGCUGCCACCAUCAUUCAAAAUAAGGAUCCCUUUCCUACCUUCUACGAAGCCCGCUCUCAAUUGAUCCUUGAAGAGACUACCAAAGCAAACCGUGUCGCAAAUGAUACUGCUUUUCACACUUCUCACCAACCACCUAAUUCUAACACAAAUACCUCCACUCAACCCACUUUUAAUCGAAAUGGAAAUAGAGGCAGGGGCAGACAUCGCGGUCGCGGAAGGGGCAGAACCUCAACAUCAACAUUUCCUUCUCAAUACCCUCACUCACAACAGCCACCAACCUACUACCCACCUUUUGGAGCCCACUCUCAGCAACCCACUGCCCAAACACAUUCCCCAUCAUACUGGACCCAACCGAAUAACAACUACUGGCCCGCGCCACCUUGCCCCUACCCCACCACAUUACCUUCUCGGCCCAACAACCCAAACCCAAGUCAAGGCAUAUUAGGCCCUCGACCUCAACAGGCCUAUACUGCAACCGAACCAGCCCACAUACCAACCGAACUUGGCCAAGCUUUCAACAGUUUUACUCUAAACCCGCCCGAUCAAAACUGGUAUAUGGAUACGGGCGCCACAGGAUCUCCACACGCGGGAGCCCCUCCUUCGAUGUGAUAGCACCGGUGACCUCUACCCUCUCACCGCCCCCUCAAGAUCACAAGCUCAAGCUUCUCAUGCACCGGUCUCUACUUUUUUAGCCGUGUCUCAAGAUACUUGGCAUCGCCGUCUUGGACAUCCCGGAAAUAAUAUUUUACGUCACUUAAAACCUUGUUUGUCUUCAUUUUCCAAUAAUAUUAAACUUUCUAAUGUUUGUGAACCGUG
Helianthus annuus (common sunflower) is the source of this 1614-nucleotide messenger RNA. RefSeq lists its product as uncharacterized. The record is from RefSeq and is a predicted model, not a curated record. The coding region runs from base 223 to 1407 and encodes 394 amino acids. The transcript is spliced from 2 exons. NCBI's taxonomy places the organism in Eukaryota, Viridiplantae, Streptophyta, Magnoliopsida, Asterales, Asteraceae.